Messenger RNA from Galeopterus variegatus (Sunda flying lemur), 2724 nucleotides. RefSeq names its product low density lipoprotein receptor-related protein 11 (gene LRP11). Bases 153 to 890 code for a protein of 245 amino acids. Lineage: Eukaryota; Metazoa; Chordata; Mammalia; Dermoptera; Cynocephalidae. The record is from RefSeq and is a predicted model, not a curated record. The transcript is spliced from 6 exons. Gene Ontology annotation, molecular function: protein binding.
AAAAGGAUGAGCCCCCACUUAGCAAGGCUGGGCAGGAUGUAGUUUUGCAUCUGCCCACAGACGGGGUGAUCUUGGACGGCCGCGAGAGCACAGACGACCACGCCAUCAUCCAGUACGAGUGGACACUGCUGCAGGGCGACUCCUCAGUGGACAUGAAGGUGCCUCAAUCGGGAACCCUGAAGCUGUCCCACCUGCAGGAAGGAACGUACACCUUCCAGCUGACCGUGACCGAUACUGCCGGGCAGAGAAGCUCCGACAGCGUGUCGGUGAUGGUGCUUCCCACGGCCUACCCCACGGGAGGAUGCCUGCAUGUUUGCUCACGCUACCACUUCUUCUGCGACAAUGGCUGCUGCAUCGACAUCACGCUGGCUUGCGAUGGAGUGCAGCAGUGUCCUGAUGGGUCUGAUGAAGCUUUCUGUCAAAAUUUGGGCCUUGACCGCAAGGUGGUGACCCACACAGUGGCUAGUCCUGCCCAGCCAAGAACCACAGGACUGAGUGAAGAUGCAGGGAGAGAAUCCUUGUUGGAAAAGUCCCAGAAAGCCACUACCCCAAACCAGCCACCUCCAUUAUCAAACACAGAAAAGAAGAAUCAUUCCACCUUUUGGGGACCAGAGAGUCAAAUCAUUCCUGUGAUGCCAGAUAGUAGUUCCUCAGGGAAGAACAGAAAAGAGGAAAAUUAUAUUUUUGAGUCCAAGAGUGAUCGAGGAGGAGGGGAACACCCAGCCCCAGAAACAGGUGCAGUGUUACCCCUGGCACUGGGUUUGGCUAUCACUGCUUUGCUGCUUCUCAUGGUUGCUUGCCGACUACGACUGGUGAAACAGAAACUUAAAAAAGCUCGUCCCAUUACAUCUGAGGAAUCUGACUACCUCAUAAAUGGGAUGUAUCUAUAAUAAAUGUAAUUUAAGUAGCUUGGGGCAAGGACAUGUUUUACUUAUAACCUGUACAUAUAUUAGGUUCUGGAUAUUUACAACCUCUUUUGUUUUUAAUUGGGCUAGAAGAUUCUGCAACUCCCAAACCUUUGUCUUUAUUAUUUAUUGUAGAAAGAUUUUCCUUAGGAAGUAUGCAAAAUAGUUUGAAACUUAGGAAUUCAUAUGAUUAAAGAUUUUUACAAAUCUAAUUGUGAUUUACGCAGGCUGUCCCUGAAAAUAGAAAUUUGUAGUUAGCCAAGACAGAAAAUUCAGUAUCUCAUGUAGUCUUAGGAUGGCAGCAUUACUUUUUAGAAGCCAACUGUUGGCCCCUGGCAACACUGGACCACUUUAGGCACAGCUUCCCCUUGUUCUGUGACCCUAUUUCUCCUCUAAGCUUCCAAUGCUCGUUUUUCUUUUCCCCUUCUAAACCUAUUUCUGAGAAUGGAUCUCAAGUGAGUUUAUACUUCAAUGAGAUAUUACCUUUGACAGGUAUAUCCAGAUUAUCAACCUUAUGAAUAGAUCAACGAGGCCUCAGAGAAGAUGAGUGCAGGUCCUCCCACCCAAGCCUUUGACAUCAUGUCUUGUUCAUGGCUGCCUCCUUAAGCUGAUCUUUAGGAGUAAAAACUCAGACUUUUGAUUACAAGCAGCUCUAAUAGAGUCAUGAUGUGAGAUAAGGAAUCGAGGUGGAAGCAGAGAACCACCUGGCGGGCCAAAAGUUUUAACAAAAACUUGGCUAAGGGCAAAGUGAGCAAGGAGGAUGUUAGCGCUUUGUUGUAUCUGCUCAACACUGCUCCACGGUCCAGAACACAGCAACUCACAUCAACAGUCACUGGUUUUCAACAUUAAUCUUUCUUGAUAAAGAGAAAAAUGCAAAUUGAAAAGCAGAACAGGAAUGGAUUUCCAGGUACAGCUUUUGUAAAAAUGUUACCUUGUUUAAGUAUCAGCAGGUUAUUUCAUCCAAUGGAAUGAGCCAGGUUUUUUUUCAUUAUUUUUUACUUCUAUAAAAUGUUAUAAUGUGCAAUCGGCGAAUGCCAGGCUUUUGUAUUUCUAGAGCAUAAAGCAGUUUUGCACAAAUUCAUUUUUAUAGAAAAUUGGCAUCCAGCUUAUUAGCAUCUUUCCCUUUUUAAUUUGUGGGCUUUUAAAUCAAAUUAUUCCCAUAAUCACUUAAUGUCAGAAUUAUACACAUUCUAGAAAUUAUCCUACUGAAAGAAAUGUAUAGUGUGGUACCUGUCUACACUCACAUGAUUUUCCUAUUUAUGUAAUGGUUUUUUUUUUUUUUUUUUUUUUUUUUUUUUACACAAGUGGCAGAUCUUUUAAAACUCUUGAAAAACACUCCGGAGUCUAAUUACACUCUUUUUAGACUGAACCUAAGGUAGAUUAUUCCUUUAGCAAACGGCUUGAUCUGGUGGAUACAAUGUUAUCAAAAUACAUUAACAAAUGGAAAGUUUGUUCUAGUUCUAGCAAAACAGAGAAAUUAGGUAUUUUUGUUUCCUAACAAACUCCAGCAUUUUGUUGAAUGUUUAGAAUUGAGCAAAGAUUUAAAUUUCUCAAGGGCAGUUUAGAGAAAUGAAUUGUGUGAAUGAACUUAUGAUGUUUGUACUCUGUAUGUGAUGCUGUGCGGUUUGUUUUUAUAUAGGAGGAUGUCACCUAUAGCCAUACCCAAUAAAAUUAAAAUUCAUGAGGCAUGCAUCUUUCUGCACAUCUUUUAUAUGUGAAGAGUUAAACACAAUUUAGUCUUGCUAUGGUGUUCAAAUACUUAAGAUGUCCCAUAUGUAUGUAAACAAUAUUCCUUUAAUAAAUUGUACUUUAUUCUUAA